Trypanosoma conorhini is the source of this 1215-nucleotide messenger RNA. RefSeq lists its product as uncharacterized. NCBI's taxonomy places the organism in Eukaryota, Euglenozoa, Kinetoplastea, Trypanosomatida, Trypanosomatidae. The record is from RefSeq and is a predicted model, not a curated record. The transcript has a single exon. Gene Ontology annotation, molecular function: phosphoprotein phosphatase activity. The coding region runs from base 1 to 1215 and encodes 404 amino acids.
AUGACCACUGGACGGGCACGGCGCGCGCGUCCGGCUGCGUCACCCAACGGCGGGAGAGCCGCCGGGCAGCGGCGAGGGGCCCGCAGGCGGUCGGCGGUGCGAGGGCCACAUAACAGGCAGCGGUUGAGAAGUUCCGCGCGGGUGCGAGCGUCUGUCGCCGCCACGGAGCUUUGCCUCGCCGCCUGCCUCGCCACCACCGACGGCAUCCGCGACGGGGAGGAGCAGGCGAGCUCCGUCCUUUCCGAGGUUGACGUCAUCAACGACGUCAUUCAGGAGUUCCUCCUGGAAAGCGAGGAGGACGACGACGAGGUGGAGGAGUUCAACCACAUGGCUAUCUUCCACGCCGCCAAACCCUUUCUGAACUGCUCGCGUCGCAGAAAAGACGGCCGGGUAGGCGAGACACGAAAAGUAUUUUCUGUGCCGCCAUCUCGGCCCGCGGCUUCCGGCACCCUCUUCGAACCGGGACUGACGCUUGCGGAGGCGAUGCUCCCCAACCACGGCGGCGUGCGAUGCCGUCGUUGGCGCUCCAAGGCACUACUGCCGUGUGACAGGGGCCUGCCGCUUGCCCCGCUCUGCAUUGUAGUGGACCUGGAUGAAACCUUGGUGCAGGCGCGCGGAGAGUGCGUGCAUCCUCGACCCUACGUUAAGGAAUUCCUAGAUGUUUGCCACACGGAGGGUUGCGAAGUGGUGGUGUGGUCCGCGGGGGUGCCGUCGCACGUGAACACGGUUGUGCGUGCCGUGGCGAAGGCAUCGCAGCGAACGGAUUGGUUCCACCAUGUCAUCAGUCGCCAUGACAAGUGGUACCGCGGGGAGGGAGACGGCGCGAAGGACCUCUCUUCCCUCGGCCGAGCGGUGAACCGCGUACUGAUGAUCGAUAACAGCCCACGCUCCAUUCAGCUGCACCCGCAGCAUUCUGUCCUCGUGGAGGACUACAACCAACCAGCUUCGCAGGAUAACACGUUGCGAGUAGUUUCGGACUUGGUGCGACGCCUGGUGGCUGCUCUGAGGGGCGUCGAAAUGACAUCCAGUGUGAGCAUUCCCAGUUUGCUUGCCGAGGACGCCGCGUUAGUCGACCUCUUGCUGCGUUUCUCAGGACCUUCCAAUGGCGAAAUAACUGUACGCGGUAGGGGACUUCGCUACUCGCCACAGACGGAAUUUGCGCGUCGAAGUUACGGGGGCGAGCAUCCCUUGCUGCCUCGGCGGAGUGGGGCGUGA